Zymoseptoria tritici IPO323 is the source of this 1626-nucleotide messenger RNA. RefSeq lists its product as uncharacterized. NCBI's taxonomy places the organism in Eukaryota, Fungi, Ascomycota, Dothideomycetes, Mycosphaerellales, Mycosphaerellaceae. Gene Ontology annotation, molecular function: metallocarboxypeptidase activity; zinc ion binding. The transcript is spliced from 2 exons. The record is from RefSeq and is a predicted model, not a curated record. The coding region runs from base 1 to 1626 and encodes 541 amino acids. Gene Ontology annotation, biological process: proteolysis.
AUGUACACUCACGCAGUAUCAAUAUGCCUCUGGCUGGCGGGCCAUGCUGUAGCUCAGUCAGACACCGCGCCUCCUCCAGGCUUCACUUACGGUGGUAAUAGCUUGGGAGUGAUCAAAGACAGCGAGACGGUGUCACAGGCAUUCCCCGAAGUGGAUAUUGAUCUCCUCUCUCCCUACUUCAUCAACGAGAACAGCAGGAACAGCGAUUUUGCCAAUGGCACAGCUGGUCCCACGAGCCAAACAGAGAUGGACUCCUUCCUCCGGUCUAUCGCCGAGCGGAACGAUUGGAUGACCUAUCGCUCAGCGGAAUUCCUCUCCGAAGAGGGGCGUGUCAUGCCAUAUGUCUACCUCUCAGAGCCUACGACUGCACCCACGACCACCAACAGCUCGAAGUUGAAGGUGUACAUCCAAGCUGCAAUUCAUGGAAAUGAGCCCGCGGCAGAUCAAGGUGCUCUAGCGCUGCUAGGAAAGAUGGAUGCCAAUCAGACAUGGACGGCAUCGCUGCUCGAGAAGAUGGACAUUCUCAUGCUGCCUCGCUGGAACGCCGAUGGUGUGGCCUCCUUCCAACGCCGAAUGGCUUGCAACCUCGACCCAAAUCGUGAAGCCGUCAAGCUCGACCGCCGUCAAACCCGUGACAUCUGGCGCAGGACCCACGAGUUCGGUGCUCACAUCAUGGUCGAUAUGCACGAGUACACGGCAUCUACCACUUUCGGUGAAGAUGGCCAAUACCAACACGCAGUUGAUGCUAUGCUCGGCAUCGGAGCUGAUCUCAACAUCCACCCUGACAUCCGUAGCGCUGGUCUCAACACAUUCAUCCCGGCGACGAUGGAGCGUUUGGCCAGCUACGGACUGCGGUCGGACUAUUACGUUACUGGGCCUGCGAACACUUCUGUGCCGGAAUUCACGCAAUCUGGCACUGGUGCUCGCUAUGCUGAGAGCGCCGUCGGUUUGACGCAGGCUAUAACGUUCUUACACGAAACUCGCGGCAUAAGAUUGGCGGACCAGAAUUUCCAGCGCCGAGUCGCAACCCAGCUCAUCAAGCUAGAAGCUGUACUUGAAACCGCCCGCGACACCGAGGGCCUCUACGACCUCAUCGAAACCGCACGAGGAGCCUUCAUCUCCAGCACCGAGGACAUUGUCGUGCUCGAAGCAACUACGACAAUCAACAGAACCUAUCCCCUCGUCUCUGUAGCCAACGGCUCCGUGGUCGAAGUCCCAGUAACCUUCAUCGAGACACCCACCCUAGCCAACCUGACCCGUUCUCGGCCAGAAGCGUACCUCAUCCCCCGCACAUACAUCGACAUCGUCGAACGGUUGGAAAUCUUCGGACUGGAAGUCGAGACUCUUGAGUACGAAUACCACGGCACGGUGGAAGUGCUCACUGCCACAUCUAGCACUCUCGGCGAGGAGAUCUACGAAGGUCAUGUGUUGAACACGGUGACGACGAGUGCAGCGAACAAAGAGGUCCAUCUGCCAGCGGGUAGCUUCUUGGUCAGCACUCGACAGAAGAACGCUGCGUUGGCGUUUGCGGUGCUGGAACCGGAGAGUCCGGAUUCGUAUGUGACGUUCAACUUUGUGCCGUUGGCUGUUAAUGAUGAGUAUCCAAUUUAUAGGGUUAUGGCUUGA